Micromonas pusilla CCMP1545 is the source of this 2838-nucleotide messenger RNA. RefSeq lists its product as uncharacterized. Bases 1 to 2838 code for a protein of 945 amino acids. The transcript has 2 exons. NCBI's taxonomy places the organism in Eukaryota, Viridiplantae, Chlorophyta, Mamiellophyceae, Mamiellales, Mamiellaceae. The record is from RefSeq and is a predicted model, not a curated record.
AUGGCGUCCGACGCCGACGCCGCCGCCGAGGCGGCGGUCCACGACGACGGCGGCGGCGACGACGACGUGGACGAGGAGGAGGAGGCGCGCGUGCGCGCCGUCGUCCCGUCUCUGUCCUCCCCCGACGCCGCGACGCGCGCGACCGCGGCGGAGUCCCUGCUCGACGGCGCGUCGUCGCCGAUGUCGUGGGCGCGAGCGCUCGCGCGAUGCGACGCGAUCGUGCCACUCCUCGCGCUCGUGCAAGCUGUCAAGCGCGACGUCCACGACGGCAUGCGACCGAUCGAGUGCGCCGAAAACUCCGACGCGGUGAUCGCCGCGGGCGACGCCGCGUUGCUCGUCCUCGCGGAGGUUGCGAACGUCGCCGCGCAGAUGCUCGCGGAGGAGGGGUGGGACGUCGCGCGUUGCGACGACGAGGAGCGCGCGGUUUUCGUGGACGAGCGGUCGGGGAUGUCGCAGGUCGCACCGCCGGCGUUGGCGUCCACCGCGAACGACGCGAUCGCGGCGGUGAUCGUCGAGACGCUCACGCUCGUGACGCCGCUGCGGUGUCCUGACGCGUCGACGACGGAGCCGCGAUGGCCGGUGCGCGUGCUGAGUCACUCGCCGGCGACGGCGACGGCGGACGGAGAGUCAGCGCGCGCGAGUCUCAGCGUCCUGGACUGCGCGCUCGAGGAGGGCGACGCGGGAGACGUCACGAGGGUCAUGGUGCGAGGACCGUGGACAGGGAGCGACGGCGACGUCGACGGCGAGGUCGAUCCCUCGGAGCCGCCGGGGACGGCGCUCGACGGGUGGUCGGACGCCGCCGCCGCCGCCGCGCUCGCGCUGCGAUUGGCCGCGAGCGCGUCCGCGUCAGCACCCGCGUCGGCACCCGGUGCCGAGCCGUCGCCGUCGCCGCCGCCGCCGCGGCGGGUCUUGGUGUGCGGAUUGCGCUGCGGGUCCAUCGCCGCGUACCUCGCGUCGCGCGGCGCGGAGAUCCGCGUGGACGUCCUCGAGCCGGAUGCGCGCGUCGCGGACGCCGCGAGGGAGCACUUCAACCUCGACUUCGACGACGAGCGGUGGGACGAUCUCACGGAGUCAGGGCGCGCGGCGCGGCUGGCGACGCCGCCGAAGGCGGGUCGGGCGCGGGUGUGGAGCGGGGUCUCGAUGGAGGCGUUCGCGGCCGCGGCGAAGGCGAGCGUCGGGGGUGGAUUUUUCGCCGUGUUAUCCACGCCGGGGACGCAGAGAUUCGACGCUCUGCUCGCGGCCAAGGCGAGCGCGAGCGUCGCGACGUUCGUAAAGCUGGUGCGGAGCUUGUUGAACGAAGACGACGGCGUCGCCGUUCUCGCGGAGAACGACGGCGAAACCUUGGGCGCGAUGGCCGUCGCGUCCGCGGGGUGUUUCGGCGCCGACGCGGUCGUCGCCGCGCGAGAGGACGACGACGAGUCGAAUUCAAACGCGAACGCCGAGCCGCCGUCCGCGAAGCGCGCGAAGACCGACGCCGACGGCGCGUUCGCCGCGGCGUUCGCCGCGCCGCGCGGGGGCGUGGUCGUCGCGGUGACGACGACGAACCCCGCGGGCCUCGGCGACGUCGCAACGUUCUUCUCCCGAGCCGCGUGGGCGCGCGUCGUCGCGCGGCUCGCCCCGGCGCCGUUCGCCGUCGACGUCGCCGAGCGACUGGGAUCGAGCGCGUCCAAGGUGGCGAGGGUGUCGUUCCGCGCCGCGGCCGACGACGCCGACGAGGCCGCCGAGGCCGCCGAGGCCGCGGUCGCGGUCGCGUCGGUCGUCCCGGAACGCGCGCGCGCGGCCGCGGCCGCGAACGCGGGCAACGCGGGGUGGGAUCUCUUCGGCGGCGGCGACGGCGAGUCGCCGCCGUCGCCGCCGCCGCCGGACGUCGGCUCCGCCGCGUACUGGACCGGCGUGAUGGGACUGCCGGUCGGGGGCGGCGCCGCGCGCGCGCCGGCGCCGGCGGCGCGCGCGUCGACCGCGGCCGCCGCCGCGACAGCGAAGGACGCGGCGGCGGUGCGCGAGGACGGCUACGCGUGGGGCGACCGCGCGUGCGACGCCGACGACGCGCGCAAAUUGUCGGACGCGGUGUCGAAGCUCGUCGCCGCCGGGUGGCCGCCCGCGUGCGUGUUCCUGAGCGAUCUCGCGUGGGAGGUCACCGGGAAGCUGUGGGACCGCGCGGCCGCGAUCUUGGGCGGGGACGACGAGGACGAGAUCGUCUUGGAGCCUUCGCUCGCCGCGUUUAAGCUCGACGCCGCGGCGGGGAAAGCGGGACGGCGGUACGUCGGGAAUAAUUUCGGACAGCCGCAUCGGGACUACACGUUCGAAGACGUCUACGGCGACGGCGCCGCCGGCGGUCCCGCCGCGCCCAUCGCGCCGCCGCUGCCGAACGUUCUGAGCGUAUGGAUGCCCAUCGUGGACGUGACGCUGGACAACGGGUGCGUGUACGUCGUCCCGAAGCGCGCGGACCCGGGCGGCGGCGCCGGCGAGUCCGACGCCGCCGCGCCAAAAUUCGAUCGCGCCGCCGUCGUGCCGCUCGCGCCCGCGCCCGCGGGGACGUUCUUCGCGUGGGCGGGGAACACCGUGCACUGGGGGUCGGGGUGCGCGGAGAAGGCGGCGGCGGCGCCGCGCGAGAGCCUCGCGUUCGUGUUUCGAAGGAAGAGCGCGCGAUGCGACCGCCGCGCGGAGCCGCUGACGCGCGCGGCGUGCGCGUGCGCGCGUCUCGACGACGGCCGACGCGGGCCGCCGCUCCCGGCGCGGCUGAAGAUCGUCCAGCACGCGAUGACGUGCUUCGAGCACUGGUACGGCGACACCGCGGCGACGCGCGCGAAGUUGACGCCCAGUCAGACGACGAACUAG